UGGCGCUCUCUGUCGCGCUCUCUGUGUUGCAGGAGUGUAUGAAGUCCACGGUGGAUCUUGCUGACCUGGUGGGGCUGCACUUGGUCAUGUCCAAGAACGCAGGGAAAGGCGAGUACAAGAUCAUGGUGGCAGCCAUGGGCUGGUCGACUGCAGAACUCCUCACCUCCCGCUGUAUCCCGCUGUGGGUCGGAGCCCGAGGCAUUGAAUUCGAUUGGAAAUACAUCCAGAUGAGCUUCGAUUCCAACCUCAGCCUGGUAAGCGUUCCCCCCUCCCCCUCCCCCACGGGCUGGAUGGGCCGAAGGGCCUGUUUGCGUGCUGUAUUGACGCGUUGUCUCUCUCUCUCUCUGUGUAGGUGUCUGGUCAGCGUUCUGCUCCUGGGUAGUUGGACGGCCUUGAUGGUGAACACUGCUACAACAGCGGCUGUAUCCCUGAGCACUCUCAUCCUCUACAUCAACCUGGUUCAUGGCAACUGACCGUGAGGAGAGGGGAGCAGUGUGUUUCCCCCCCCACCCCUUACCCCGGGGAGGGCGGGAGGGGGUGGGGUAGAGCGCCCAGGGAGAGGGGGUGGGGGGAAGGAAUCCCGAGGGAUCCAGAGCGGACCUGGCAGCCGUUUCCAUGGCGAUUGAGCCCCUCCCUUUCGCUCCCCGCCCAGAGUAUGUCUGUCCGUCGAAGUUGGCUCCGCUCCAGGAUGACUGAUCGGCCCGUCGGGUCUGUGCUAGCCCGCUCUCACUGUGAGAACGGCCGCGUUCUCCCCACCUCGUGUUCAAUAAAAUGUCUCCUGAUAAA
This is a messenger RNA of Chiloscyllium plagiosum (whitespotted bambooshark), 786 nucleotides long. Lineage: Eukaryota; Metazoa; Chordata; Chondrichthyes; Orectolobiformes; Hemiscylliidae. The record is from RefSeq and is a predicted model, not a curated record.